UAGCACGAAAAUAAUUCACUCAAAUUAUCCCCUUAUGGAGGAGGAGAUUUUGCUUUUAAUGAAAUCUAUUAAGGAGUCAUCGAUUGAAGGUACCUUAAUUAAUGUGUACGAGUGUCUUAACUCCCUCACUUGUGCUAUUAUUUGUAAGGCUACCGUUGGAACGACUUGUAACGAUUCGGAUUCAUUGAUGUCCACGCUAAGAAAAAUAACACCGCUCGUGGGACUUUUUAAUAUGUCGGAUUUGUUCCCUUCCCUCAAGUUUCUCGAUAAAUUCUUUAUUGGAUCAAAUCAAAAGUUACUAAAAAUGCAUCAUGAAUUCAUUGAUUGCCUUCUAGAAGAUAUUGUCCACGAACACGAAGAAAGCAUACGAAAAAAUAAUGUUGAUGGGGAAGAUCUUUUGCACCUUCUUCUAAGGCUCAGAGAGAAGGAGAGUCACAAUUUUCAAAUCCCUAUAACAAGAGAUAACAUCAAAGCUACAGUCUUGGAUAUGUUUAUCGGUGGAACGGAUACGACAUCACUUUUAGUGGAAUGGGCCAUGGCCGAAUUAAUAAAGAAUCCAAUAAUGAUGAAAAAAGCCCAAUUUGAAGUCAGAGAGACUUUAAAAGGGAAAAAAAGUGUUGAUCAUAAUGAUGUACAAAAUUUGAAAUACUUGAAAUUGGUUGUUAAAGAAACUCUAAGACUUCAUCCUCCUGGUCCCUUAGCCGUACCGAGAGAAUCAACCGAGGAAAUCGCGAUAAACGGGUACAUUAUUCCUAAUAAAACAAUAGUCUUAAUGAAUUUGUACGCAAUGGGAAGAGACCCUGAAUAUUGGCGCGAUCCAGACAAAUUCAUGCCUGAUCGAUUCAACAAUUAUGUCGAUAAGGACGUUGAUGAUGUGAAAAUGAUCAAAGGAUCAUCAAGUGUUCCUAUGGAGUUCUUGGGAUUUGGAUUUGGAAAAAGAGUUUGUCCAGGAAUGUUAUUUGCUACAGCAAGUAGUGAGCUUACAUUGGCUAGAUUUCUCUACCAUUUUGAUUGGAAACUUCCUAAUGGUAUGAAUCCAGAAGAUUGAGAUAUGACUGAAAGUUUUGGUGCUGCUGCUACUAGGAAAAACACCUUGUACUUGGUUGCUACACCCUAACAAAUUUCCUAAUGCCAUCAAUCUAUGUGACAUCUUUCGAAUUUUGAGAGUCAAAUUAUUUUUAUCAGGUAUUGUUUUAAUUGAUAAUAUGUAAUAAGUUGUACAUAGUUUUAUCC
Messenger RNA from Solanum dulcamara, 1233 nucleotides. Its product is annotated as premnaspirodiene oxygenase-like. The record is from RefSeq and is a predicted model, not a curated record. Gene Ontology annotation, molecular function: oxidoreductase activity, acting on paired donors, with incorporation or reduction of molecular oxygen; heme binding; monooxygenase activity. Lineage: Eukaryota; Viridiplantae; Streptophyta; Magnoliopsida; Solanales; Solanaceae. Bases 35 to 1048 code for a protein of 337 amino acids. The transcript is spliced from 2 exons.